AAAGACGUUUAUAAUAAGUAAUAAAAAAAUAAUAUGUACACAAAAAGGAAAAGAAAAUUUUGUAAAGUGCUACAAAAUAAGUGGAUGCUCAAUGAAAAUAACUGUGUGUGAGUGCGCGCCUUGUGGGGGGUGGGAUCAUUCUACGUUUUGUUGCGGAUGAAUCUCGUCAUCAUUUGUGCAAGAUAUGAGCAAAAAGCAAUGGGGGGCCAAAUUGGUUGGAUCUUCCAUUUUGUGAUUUUCGUUUUUGGUGGUUUUAGCAAACAGCAUUGCGAAAUAAUUUUUUUGUUUUGUUUUUUUUCCUCUUGGUUCAAGUGUGUGUGAUCUUUUUAUCUUGAGUUUUUUUUCUUUUCUUGAAAUUCAUUGCGAUAGAUAUUUCCUUUUGUCUUCUUCCAGUAGCUAGGGAUCUUUUGUGUG
This is a messenger RNA of Umbelopsis ramanniana AG, 414 nucleotides long. RefSeq lists its product as uncharacterized. NCBI's taxonomy places the organism in Eukaryota, Fungi, Mucoromycota, Umbelopsidomycetes, Umbelopsidales, Umbelopsidaceae. The coding region runs from base 157 to 321 and encodes 54 amino acids. The record is from RefSeq and is a predicted model, not a curated record. The transcript has a single exon.